CUCUAGCGAGGGAGUUGCUGCUGCUGCCUCACGGAGGUUUCGUUUUCUCUUCAACGCCCAUCACGGAAUAUCACGGAAGUAGGAAAUAGGUCCUGACGCGGACGCAAAGCGUAGUUAAAACACAGAACGUUGAUUUAAUUCUUGCAACCAGCGGUCGCCAUGUCGGAGAAAGAUGAGGAGACGUUCAAGUCUGUGGACUUGGAGCAGCAAACCGAAAAGUCUCCGGAACCAGACAUCAAGCCUCAAGAAUCUCAAAGUGAAACAAAAACAGAUAAACCCAGCACUCCUUCUACAGAAGCCAAGGCAGAAAGCACCCCCCCUGCAAAAACGUCAGCCGCCAAAGCUAAAUGGGCAGCAUCUGCGGAACAGUUUAAACUGAAGAGAUUUUUUGUCCUCAGGCCUGGAACACUGGACCACGGCAUUGAGGAUAUUAAAACUCUGGUGAAUCCUACAGAAGAUGGUGCUGUCCAAAGUGUCUGGCUCAUGGCUGAGGUUGAUCAUUGGAACAACGAGAAAGAGCGCUUGGUGCUCAUCACGGAGAACACCCUCCUCAUCUUCAAAUAUGACUUUGUCAUGCUAAACUGUGAGCAGAUUCAAAAGAUUCCACUCAACUAUAUCGACCGCAUCUGCAGUGGUACCUUCUGCUUUCCACCACGUUCCCUCCUGACGAGAGAAGGUGAGGGUGUGCGGGUGUUUUGGGACAAACUCAGAGAACCGUCUUUCUCUUCCCGUUGGAAUCCUUUUUCUGUUGACUAUCCUUUCAGCACAUUCACCUAUCACCCUGUCAAGAGUGCCAAUGAGCAGCUGGGCCGUCUGUGUGAUAUUCAAAACUUCAGAGAGCAGCUGACUUUGGCAGCACAGAAAGCCCACAGCAAGAAUCCUAUACCUGGGAAAGCCAACGGGGUUCUUGUGCUGAAUCAACCCAUCCUAAUUGAAGCCUACGUGGGUCUGAUGUCUGUUAUAGGCAACCAAAACAAGCUGGGCUAUUGCUUAGCAAGAGGCAAUAUUGGUUUCUGAGGGCACUUUGAAUCCUUCCGAUAAUGGUUUACACUAAGAAAUUCUCUUAUACAAGCCGAGCAUGUGUAAUUUAUACUUAAGAUAAUGAAGGAUUUUUUUGAACCAAGAUGAAUGUAUGAUUUAUAUUCUUAAAAUACAUUCCAUUUCCAUCAAACCUUCAUCUACUUAUAUUGCCCCAAGAACCUUAACAAAGUCUAUCUGUCAUUUCCUUUGGGUUGUGUCAUAACAUACAAAGCAUGAUGUUCCUCCUCCUACGACUUCCUGUGUAGAAAUAUUUGGUUUUUUUUGGUUUUUCUGUUUUAGUUAUUUCUCUGCAGUAACUUGAUUCUUCACAAUGUGCCUUUCCUUUCUGUAUUUAUGCUGAUAUUCUACCUCGUCACAAGGCUUUUUACAAGGCAAUUGAUGCAUGAAGGUACACAAGUCAUUUGUUUGAUGGUAUAGGGUUUAUUAUUACAGUAGAACAGAGUGCUGGAUUUUCCCUUUUCUUGUAAUUACUAGAUUCACUCGGUUGUCUUGAUUUGUUUCUACAGUAGAAUGUCAAACACAUUGUAAAGUCUUUUUUAAAAAUAAACGGUAAUACAGAAACGUAACGCAUGUGCUGAAUACAGUAAUACAGUAACUACAAUUAGGAGUAAUAAAAAAACGGUGCUUUAUUUA
Molecule: messenger RNA, 1674 nt
Organism: Puntigrus tetrazona (Sumatra barb)
Lineage: Eukaryota; Metazoa; Chordata; Actinopteri; Cypriniformes; Cyprinidae
Gene: tprg1
Product: tumor protein p63 regulated 1
Exons: 6
Coding region: 160-1017 (285 amino acids)
Cellular component (GO): cytoplasm
Source: RefSeq, a predicted model, not a curated record